Messenger RNA from Ostrinia nubilalis (European corn borer), 8923 nucleotides. It is a transcript of the gene Not1, whose product is annotated as CCR4-NOT transcription complex subunit 1. The record is from RefSeq and is a predicted model, not a curated record. Lineage: Eukaryota; Metazoa; Arthropoda; Insecta; Lepidoptera; Crambidae. Gene Ontology annotation, cellular component: CCR4-NOT core complex; P-body. Bases 261 to 7637 code for a protein of 2458 amino acids. The transcript has 16 exons. Gene Ontology annotation, biological process: negative regulation of translation; nuclear-transcribed mRNA catabolic process, deadenylation-dependent decay. Gene Ontology annotation, molecular function: molecular adaptor activity.
AUGGCGAGAGAGGUGAGGAGGUGAGGAACGGACGAGCGAGUGCCUUCGUCAUCGUGUGCAAAAAUUACAAAUUGCAGUGUGGGGUGCUAAAAUUAUGUUAAUUUUAAUGAAGUGAACAAUAGUAUUGGUGAUGUUGGCCUUAGGCUUAUCUUUAUUUCGUAAAAAAACUGUAAAAGAACACACGUUUACUGUAGUAAUCCGUCAAAAAUCGAGAAAGCUUCAAACGUGUUUGAAGCUUUCGUUUUCGGAUUAAUGGAACUAUGAACCUGGACUCUUUAACGUUUAGCUUAUCGCAAAUCAAUUAUCUCGUUGUAAAUUUAAGUAAGAAAAACUUCAAGCAGACUAGUCAAGAGUUAUCACAGCUGGUCAGUCUUUAUGGGCUGGAAGCAGAGAAUCAGCUCUUGAGGUGUUUGUUGACGGAAGCGGCGAAGGCAUCUUGGGACACCGAGCGCACCGGAUCGGGCUCUAACACCAGCGUCCACGCAUCGCUGCUCACGCAGCACCUGACUGCGCUCCUCAACCAUCCGGCCAAGUCCACGGUCGUCUGCCGAGCUGUCGAUAACCCCACUCGUUCACUCCAAAAGAUAUUAAAACCUUCAAAUACAUUACUCAAUCGACUUUCAAGACUAUUAAAGUUUACCACUGCCGAGGAUGUUGCCUUUUCUCUGGUUUUGAAAAGGAAUUCUGCUAAACCUGAGAUAGUAGCAUUAACUAAGCAACAUUUGAAAAAGAGAUUUUUGGACCUCGUACAGUGUUAUCUAGACGCAGAACGUGGGCAUCAGGCUGAGCGUGCAGGCCUUCAGGAAUGCAGCCCUGAAGUGUUGCAAACUCUCCUCACUAGUUUAUCGCAAGAGAGACUAGCCACAGUGACAAAAGACUUAUUUCUCAAACGUUUACGAGUUGAUUUCCCUCGUGAAGUAGUGCCUAUCGUGUUAGCGCCGUUGCUUUACCCGGACGACACGCAGACGCCGCUCGAAGAGAUGACGACCGCCGACGACAUGGCCGCGGCCAUGAUGGAAACCUCUCUAGCGGAGAUCAUCCGAGACAUCGGACACCCCUUCACCGCCUCGGUGGAGGAAUGCAAAGCCAACAUGCUGAACUUCGGUGCGCGGGAGCCCACCGCUAUCGACGUGGCCAGAAUCAUCUCCAUGAUGAUCAGGUACCACGCGACCGUCCCCGAAGGACCGCUCGUGCAAACGCCGGGCAACUUCUGGAUGAGUCACGAAACCAAGAAAGACCCCAUCACACACGGACACGGCGAAUCGUGGAACGCCGAAGUGUUUGUCCAGACACUCAAAGAACUCGCAUCAAACUUGAACUGGAAAGAAGUCAUACUACAGCUCGACCAUCCCGAGUUCAUGGUCCCCGACAGACAAGGCCUCAGCCUGCUGUUCACGAUUUUGCGACUCGGCCUUCAAAGUGCGGGUUAUCCGGCUAACAUAUUCCCUGUGGAUUAUCUUUGCCGUCGAUGGACGAACUUAGAAGGACAGAUGAGUUUGAUCAACAUGGUACUCAAACAUCCAGACGUAUUCAGUUUCGCUGACCAUCCCUUCCAUCCGGUCUCGAUUGAUCUUCUAAAGUCCCCACCUGAAACUGACAACAAAGAAAUAGCCACCUGGCGGUGCCUUUAUUUAGUCGAGCUUCUGGUGUACGCCGCGGAGCGUGGGUAUUACUUACAAGUGCACGAAUUAUUCAAGUUCCCAAUGCAGCAUUGUCCUGACGUCUUGCUCCUAGCUCUAUUACAAAUCAGUCCACCUGUUACAGUAUUCAGGCAAGAGUUACUGACAACGCUGAUACCAAUAUUCUUAGGAAAUCACCCAAACUCCGGUAUUAUACUACACCACGCCUGGCAUACACAGAAUCCGAACAUAAAGCCUAUCAUCAUGCACGCCAUGGCCGACUGGUACAUACGUGGUGAGAGCGACCAGUCCAAACUAUCGAGGAUACUCGACGUUGCCCAAGAUCUCAAAGCACUAUCGUUACUGCUGAAUGUUCAGUCGUUCCCCUUUGUUAUCGACUUGGCGUGCUUAGCCUCCCGUAGAGAGUACCUAAAGCUUGAUAAAUGGCUAACGGACAAGAUCAGAGACCACGGCGAAACAUUUGUGACUGCAAUGGUGAAGUUCUUGCAGAGGCGAUGUCCGCAGGUGCUCGGUAAAGGGCCCGAAGAGCAGCUACCGAAGGCUGCACAGCUGCCACCCGAGACGGUCACCACGAUGCUGGCCUGCCUGCAACUCUGCGUGCCCAACGUAACGGCGGAACUACAGGAAGCCAUUUACAGCGUCAUAGCCAACUGCCAGACGCUCAUCCUGAGCAAGACAAGACAAAACAUCGCGGGUAUAGCGCGGACACGGAACGCAGAGUACCCUCGAGUGAUGCCCGGCGGGGGCAUGGAAACGCCCUUCAAUCCCGCGGCUGGUUUGAGCGGGCAGCUGUUCACUCCGCAUGUUGAUUCGAUUGCCAGUUUAACACCUGGUGUAGCUAAUUUGAGCUUGGGAGGACCAGGGAACACCGCUUUCGCGAUGCCCGGAACAUUAGGGCCAUUGGUGACGACCCCUGGCUCGCCUUCCCGAUUGAUGGGAGCCGGCCCCAACAGCCCCUUCGCUAUGAUGCCCUUACAACACAACACGAACGUUGCGAACAUGGGCGCACUUGCUCGCAUGGCGCCCGCGCCUGCGAUGGACAAACCCAGGAUUCCAGACCCUAUACACUUCCCUGAAAUGAUGCACAACGUCUCGAAGGAGAUCGAGGACGAAGCCAAUGGAUAUUUCCAGCGGAUCUACAACCAUCCCCCGCAUCCGACUCUGUCUAUAGACGAAGUGCUCGACAUGUUGAAGAAGUUCCAAGACUCGCCGAACAAGCGCGAGCGAGAAGUCUACUCGUGCAUGCUACGCAAUCUGUUCGAAGAAUACAAAUUCUUUCCGCAGUAUCCGGACAAGGAAUUGCAUAUAACCGCUCAGCUAUUUGGCGGUAUCAUUGAGAAGGGUCUAGUUCCCAGCUACGUCUCGCUAGGUUUGGCUUUACGAUUCGUACUUGACGCGUUGAGAAAGCCAGAGGGCUCUAAAAUGUACUACUUCGGUAUAGCGGCACUGGACCGCUUCAAGUCGCGGUUGAAAGACUACCACAAGUACUGCGAACAUGUCCGUGCUAUACCUCAUUUUAGUGAAUUCCCUCCACACCUAAUUGAGUACAUCGAAUAUGGACUACAGAGUCAAGAGCCACCCACGAAACCACAAGGACCCGUUCUACCCACAAGUUUGGCUGCUGUGCUGAACCAAACCAACGUAGUAACCGUCUCGGCGCCCUACAGGGCCGUGGUCUGCGCACCGUCGUCGAUCUCGGUAAUCGCAAAGGUUACCAACUGCACUGCAGGCGGACUGGGCAGCCGACCUUCGAUUGCUAACGCCACCAACAUAGACACUCUUCUAACGGCCACAGACCGAGAAGAAAAGAUCAAUGCUCCGCCUGAAGCUAUCCAGGACAAAUCAGCAUUCAUUUUCAAUAACCUCAGCCAGUUGAAUCUACAGACGAAAUGUGAAGAACUCAAGGAAAUAAUUACCGAAGAAUACUUCCCAUGGCUCUCGCAGUAUCUUGUCAUGAAGAGAGCGUCCAUCGAACUCAACUUCCACGCACUGUAUUCCAAUUUCCUUGACGUUCUUAAAAUCCGCGACAUAAACAGAAUGGUCACUAAAGAGACUUACCGGAACAUAAAAGUAUUAUUACGCUCCGAUAAGGGCAUUGCCAACUUUUCUGAUCGAUCGCUGUUGAAGAACCUGGGCCACUGGCUUGGCAUGCUGACGCUGUCCCGCAACCAGCCCAUCCUGCACGUCGACAUCGACCUGAAGGCGCUGCUACUGGAAGCCUACCACAAGGGCCAGCAGGAAUUGCUGUACGUCGUGCCCUUCGUCGCCAAGGUGCUCGAGUCCUGCGCCAAGAGCGUAGUCUUCAAGCCACCCAACCCCUGGACUAUGGCACUGAUGAACGUAUUGGCUGAAUUACACCAAGAGCCAGAUUUAAAGCUGAACCUGAAGUUUGAAAUUGAAGUGUUGUGUAAAAACCUAAGUUUAGACAUUGCCGACCUCAAGCCGACGCUUUAUUUGAAAGAUCCGGAGAAACUGAGAACGAUCGAGUUCCAGCUGUCGCAACCGAAGCCAAACAAGGAUGCGUCGAGCUCGAUGCAAGUGAGCCAGCCUAUAGUGCCGGCGCCGCAGAUGUUAAUCCCGCACCCGGGCCCGCCACCGCUGCUCCCAACCGAAGACAUGGCCGCCGCGGCGCCCACGCCGACCGGGCUCGUCGGCACCGACCCCACACUGAUGGGAGUUUUGGGGCUGCCCGAACCCAGAUUCAACUACCUCGACGUAAACGUUUCAUCGACAUCAGCUUUUGGGCAGAAGAUUUGUUUCAACCCGCACAUCAUUCUGUUCCAAAACUACCCGCAUCUGAAGCAGUUCGUGAAGCCUGCUAUUGAGCGAUCCAUCCAGGAGUGGAUUCAUCCGGUCGUGGAUAGGUCUAUCAAGUAUGCUCUUACGACUUGCGAGCAGAUCAUUCGUAAGGACUUCGCGCUUGACCCCGACGAGGUCCGGAUGCGCACGUGUGCACACCACAUGAUGAGGAAUCUGACAGCCGGUAUGGCAAUGAUUACGUGCCGGGAGCAGAUCAUUAGCACCAUCAGCACCAACCUCAAGGCCGCGUUCUUGACGGCCUUGAUGCCUGCCACCCCACAGCAGGAGAUCGUUGAAAGCGCCGCUGCAGUUCUAGCGACUGAGAACAUGGAGCUCGCGUGCGCUUUCAUCCAAAAAACUGCAGUUGAAAAGGCGCUGCCGGAGCUCGACAAACGACUGCUAAACGACUAUGAGAUGAGGAAAAUCGCCCGCCAAGAGGGACGGCGGUACUACGACCCGAUCGUCUUGGCGUACCAGACCGAAAGGAUCCCGGAAAGAGUGCGGCUUCGCGUCAGCGGGCCCAGUGACCUGCAGAUAGCGGUCUACGAGGAAUUCGCGUGCAAUAUCCCGGGGUUCAUGCCUGUGAGGGACGCUGGCAUGUUCAUCCCGAAGCCCUCGGCCCAGGACCAGCUGCCCCAACUGGCCUUCAGCCAGACAAUGAACCCGACGCAGGUGUAUGGCGCCGAUGAGAUGAGCGCGCUGAUUUCGGCCGCGGAGGUGUUCCUGGCCAACUCUAUGGCUAUGGCGUCGAUGGCCGCGCAGACGGCGAACAUGCACUCGCUUCUGGAAUGCCUGUUCAUGGCGAGGCGGAACCGCGAUAUUGUGUCUGGAUGUGCUCUACUGCAGAAGGCCGUGGAAGGUCUACUAGACAGCCACAUCGUGUCGGUCGCGCAAGGCGGCAGCGCGGAACACGUGGAGAUGAUGACGCGUUAUCGCGACAUCCACUUACGAGUGCUGAAGUUGUUAGAAGACGGCCGCGUGUACGGGCACGUGUGGACCACCAAACAAAUCACGUACUGCCUCACUGAGUGCCGCGAGGAGCUCAGAUACAACAUCGAAGCGGUUGACUGUUUAGUCAGGAACCACCUGAUCAACCUGCCACAGUACGACAUCGCGAUGGCCCACCUUAUGGAUAACGGGAACAACUACAUGGCAGUCGCGUUCGGGAUGCAACUGGUCCAGCUGUACCUGGUCGACGACCGAAACAACGUGUUUGCGAACGAAUCCGACCUGUACCACAUCACAGAGACGCUGUACAGGAUCAUGUCUCACUCUCGCCAGGCGCCCCCAGAGGGUCUCGGCGCCCUGAUCGAGAUGCUCAGGGUCCACCAAGACCCCAGCGCGUUUUUGGGCGAACGAUCGCCUAUGGGACCCACAGCUCACAUUCAUUCGGGAAUCCUGCAAGUACGGGCGCGCGAUUACGACGACCCGCCUGGCCUCCAAGAGAAAACGGAGAAUCUGCUUCGCGAGUGGCGUAACGUACUACUCAGCCCUCUCACUGAGAUUGAGAUCGCACAGAACUUCAACAUCUACGUGCACCGUAUGAAUAUGAACGGAAUCCUCAAGUCAGACGAUAUGAUCACGCGCUUCUUCAGGAUCGCUACACAAAUGUGCAUCGAGAAUGUGUACACGAUACUGACAGAGGAGCGCACUAAUCCACCGACCAGCCCGGUAAAACGCGACAAGUAUUACACAAUGUGCGACUCGUUCAUGAAACUGGUGACUCUCCUCAUCAAGAACACCUCUGAGAGCGGCAAUCCUACGCCGAAGCUCAAUUUACUGAACAAGAUCCUCGGAAUCAUCGCUGGGUGCUUGUUGCAAGACCACGAAGAACAUGGCAACAACUUCCAGCAAUUGCCUUACCACAGACUUCUCCUCAUCCUGUUCCUUGAUAUGAAUAUGGCUGAACCGGUUCUCGAAUCUAUGAACUACCAGGUUCUAACAGCAUUUUGCCAUACACUGCGCAUCAUCCGACCGAGCGUGGCGCCCGGCUUCUGCUACGCCUGGCUGGAACUGACGGCCCAUCGCGCCUUCAUCAACCGGGUUCUGGCCGUGACGCCGCAGCAAAAGGUCUAUCACAAUAUUUGUGGCUGGGGCAUGUACUCGACGUUGCUCAUCGACCUAUUCAAAUUCCUCGAUCCGUUCCUACGGAACACGGAACUGGCGGGUCCCGUCAUGAUGCUGUACAAGGGAACCCUAAAGGUCCUCCUUGUACUGCUACACGACUUCCCGGAGUUCCUGUGCGACUACCACUACGGUUUCUGCGACGAGAUUCCGCCGAAUUGCAUUCAAAUGAGGAACUUGAUUCUGUCCGCGUUCCCAAGGAACAUGAGGCUGCCCGAUCCUUUCACUCCUAACCUGAAGGUGGACCUUUUGGCGGAGAUCACGCUGCCGCCGCGUGCGGUCAUCAACUACUCCACCAUCAUACCUUCGACGCAGUUCAAGAAGGAUCUGGACGCGUACCUGAAGGCUCGGGCGCCGGUCACGUUCUUGUCAGAGCUGAGAAGCAAUAUGCAGGUGUUGAACGAGCCCGGCCGCCGCUACAACAGCCAACUAAUGAACGCUGUGGUGGUGUACGUCGGAACGCAAGCGAUCGCGCACAUCCGCGCGAAGGGUCAGACGCCGAACAUGUCGACCAUCGCGCAUUCGGCGCACAUGGACAUCUUCCAGAACUUCACGGUCGAUUUCGACUAUGAGGGAAGAUAUCUAUUCUUGAACGCGAUCGCGAACCAGCUGCGCUACCCAAACAGCCACACGCACUAUUUCUCGUGCUGCCUCCUGUACUUGUUCGCGGAGGCCAACUCGGAAGCGGUCCAGGAACAGAUCACCAGGAUGCUGCUUGAAAGGCUCAUCGUCAACCGGCCCCACCCCUGGGGACUUCUCAUCACAUUCAUCGAACUCAUCAAGAACCCAAUCUACAAGUUCUGGACCCAUGAGUUCGUACACUGCGCCCCCGAGAUCGAAAAGCUUCCAAUACCACGCGCAAAUCUGCAUUUGCGCCAACGAGCCGGAGUCGGAGCCCGAACCCCAGCCUUCCACGUCGGGGCUGCCCAAGCCUCUGAACUGGAAGAAGCUGUUCGCAAACAAGUCGUAAAGUGGUUCCCUCUAGGCUCGGUGCCGCGCGCCGACCGCGUGGACACUUUACCUUACAGUGACAAGACUAGUGAAACUUACGACGUAAACCCCUCGCAUAUGUGACGCCUCCACGCACCAAGAUAACGACUUUCCGCUGUGACGUAACGAGGCGUCGCGUGUACGACGACCACAACUGAAUAACUUAUAGUGAUAUACGUACUCUUGCGCACCUAUAUUGAUCGUGUUUAAUCAUAUUUAUAAAUCGAUGUAGUCUGUCCGAGUAAGAUGGCCGCGUACGGCAGCGACAAUGCGAUCUGAAUUAUGUUGAAUCACUACGUGUACUUUUUAGCUCUGCAACCUUGCGAUUGAUGAUUGCUCGGUGCCGGUCGCGGGUCAGAUAAGCUGCAUUUUAAUUUGACCCCCGGCCGGUGUCGUUAGUAUUUUAACCAUAUGGUAUUACACUAAGUGAUAGACGCACAGCGGGGCCAUAAUGCAUUUGCGAUGAAUGAUCGUAAGCCUUGUAUAAUAUCCGUAUGCGUUUCGAGACGCGUUCCUUGACGCGGUCGGUCGCUUUGGUGUUGACCAGAGCGAUCGACCAAGCCGCCGGCACUCGUACCUGCUGCGCAAACGUUAUGUUUAUGAUUCCUAACUUCCUAUUAAGUUUAAUAAUGAAUACGAGGUAAUAACAACGUUAAGUUUUUGCGAGUUUGAGGUCCUCCGCUACACAGCGGAUGCCCUGAUUUGAACGUUGCAAGGAGUAGUGUUUGUGAGCGGCAGGUAUUCCGAUUCUUAAGGCAGAAGUAACUUGUAUUAAUCUCUGCCGUUACUAGUUUAAGCAUUCUUAAUUGAAAUUCAUUAAGGUAAAAUUAUAUAAAUCUUUUCACUUGACAAUAAUAUAACAUCUCAGACAUUGGUAUGCUCAAAUUUAUUGUAAAGGAUCUGUCGGAUCGGCAUUCGAGGUUUGUUCGUAAGAUUUUGAAAGACAUUGACAUGGUGCUUGUGAGUGUAAUUUAUUAAUUGUGAAUGGGCUGGGUGCCAGCAUACGGCCCCGCGCGUCUCCGUUCGACUGACUACCCGCGGCAUCUAUAGCGUAUGGGGCUAGAUUCAAGUCUACUACUGUAACUAAAUAUCUCUAGUGUUUAUAAAACUCGUUUACGUGGACUCUGGUAAAGCCACUAGUUGUUAAUGUUUAGUAAUUUGUAAUAUUAUUAGUAACUAUGUUUGGAAUAAUAAUCUAAUAUUAAGUUUUGAAAAGCAAUGCAUAUUGCUGUGUAGUUUUCUAGAUGUGAUUUUUCGAAUGUAAUUUAGGAAGGUUUAGUGUUAAUCUCUAUGCUAUAAAAGUUUGUCAUUAAGCCAUGUAAUCCCAUUUUCUAAACAAUUGUGUUGUAAUAAAAAUAUUUUUCCAUCAA